Telopea speciosissima is the source of this 3616-nucleotide messenger RNA. RefSeq names its product calcium-transporting ATPase 1, endoplasmic reticulum-type-like. The record is from RefSeq and is a predicted model, not a curated record. Gene Ontology annotation, cellular component: membrane. The transcript has 8 exons. NCBI's taxonomy places the organism in Eukaryota, Viridiplantae, Streptophyta, Magnoliopsida, Proteales, Proteaceae. Gene Ontology annotation, biological process: intracellular calcium ion homeostasis; calcium ion transmembrane transport. Gene Ontology annotation, molecular function: P-type calcium transporter activity; ATP hydrolysis activity; ATP binding. The coding region runs from base 119 to 3304 and encodes 1061 amino acids.
CCGGAGAAUUUACCUGGAAAAACUCAACCUCUUUUCUCUGUUUUAUUUAUAAAUUAGUGUUCUUCUUUCAGCCCUGCUUAUUCUUCUUCUUCUCGAGUUCCUACAAUACUGAAUCUCGAUGGGUAAAGGAGGGGAAAAUUAUGGAAAACGUGAUGGUAAUGGAUCAAGGCCCCCUGACAAGGAAAUCUUUCCGGCGUGGGCUAAGGACGUCGAUCAGUGCUUGAAAAAUUAUGGGGUGGAAAAAGAUUAUGGCUUGAAUUCAGAUAUGGUGGAGAAGCAGCGUCGGAUCUUCGGCUUGAAUGAGUUGGAAAAGCAUGAAGGCCCUUCCAUCUGGAGUCUGAUUCUUGAACAGUUCAACGAUACCCUUGUCCGGAUUCUACUUGCCGCUGCAGUUAUUUCUUUCGUCCUUGCUUGGUACGAUGGGGAUGAAGGAGGCGAGAUGGGAAUUACGGCUUUCGUCGAGCCUCUUGUGAUCUUCCUGAUCUUGAUAGUAAACGCCGCAGUUGGAGUCUGGCAGGAGAGCAACGCUGAGAAAGCACUGGAAGCCCUGAAGGAAAUUCAAUCGGAGCAUGCCAUGGUGAUUCGUGAAGGGAAAAAGAUUUCUUCGCUACCUGCCAAGGACCUCGUCCCUGGUGAUAUUGUUGAGCUCAGGGUGGGCGACAAGACUCCUGCUGAUAUGAGGGUUUUGAGUCUGAUAAGCUCCACCGUGAGGGUUGAGCAGGGGUCAUUGACGGGAGAGAGUGAAGCUGUUAACAAGACCAAUAAGGCAGUCCCCGAAGACAUGGACAUUCAAGGGAAAAGAUGUAUGGUUUUUGCCGGCACGACGGUUGUGAAUGGGAAUUGCAUCUGCUUGGUCACCCAGACUGGCAUGAAUACUGAGAUCGGGAAAGUUCAUUCCCAGAUUCACUCCGCUUCUCAGAAUGAGGACGAUACCCCGUUGAAGAAGAAGCUGAAUGAAUUCGGAGAGGUCCUCACCGGCAUUAUUGGUGUUAUUUGUGCUCUGGUCUGGCUCAUCAAUGUGAGAUACUUCCUCACUUGGGAUUACGUGAACGGUUGGCCAAGUAAUUUUAAGUUCUCUUUCGAGAAGUGCACGUACUACUUUGAGAUUGCGGUGGCAUUGGCUGUUGCUGCCAUUCCAGAAGGAUUACCGGCGGUUAUCACAACUUGCCUGGCUCUAGGGACACGCAAGAUGGCGCAGAAGAAUGCGCUUGUAAGGAAGUUGCCAAGUGUUGAAACCCUAGGUUGUACAACUGUGAUUUGCUCUGAUAAGACAGGUACCUUGACUACCAAUCAGAUGGCUGUGGCAAAGCUUGUGGCAAUGGGGUCUAGCACAAAUAUAACCAGGACCUUCAAAGUGGAAGGAACCACAUACAACCCUUUUGAUGGGAGGAUUCAUGACUGGCCAACUGGUGGCAUGGAUGCAAAUCUUCAAACAAUUGCAAAGAUUGCUGCUGUCUGCAAUGAUGCAGGUGUUGCACAAUCUGGAAAUCACUAUGUGGCCACUGGCAUGCCAACUGAAGCAGCAUUGAAGGUUAUGGUUGAGAAGAUGGGGUUUCCUGAACAACAUGCUAACUCACCUUUGGGAUCUACUGAUGUUCUACGUUGUUGCCAAAAAUGGAGUGACAUUGCACGUCGGAUUGCAACUCUUGAAUUUGACCGUGAUCGCAAGUCCAUGGGAGUUAUUGUGAGAUCAAAUUCAGGAAGAAAUUCGUUACUUGUGAAGGGUGCGGUAGAGAAUUUAUUGGAAAGGAGCUCCCAUGUUCAGUUGCUUGAUGGCUCUGUUGUAAAAAUGAAUCAAAGUUCAAGAGAUCUUAUUCUGCGAUCCCUUAAUGAAAUGUCCACGACUGCAUUGCGUUGUCUGGGUUUUGCUUACAAGGAGGAGAUUGCUGAAUUUGACACAUAUGACGGUGAUGAAGAUCAUCCAGCUCAUAAACUCUUACUUAACCCAUCCAAUUAUUCAUCAAUUGAGAGUGAUCUCAUUUUUGUUGGCUUGGUGGGACUGAGGGAUCCUCCUAGAGAAGAGGUCCACGGAGCAAUUGAGGAUUGCAGAGCAGCUGGCAUUCGUGUUAUGGUAAUUACAGGAGAUAACAAAAAUACAGCAGAAGCAAUUUGUCGUGAAAUAGGAGUCUUUGGACCUCAAGAAGACAUUAGCUCGAAAAGCUUAACUGGAAGAGAAUUUAUGGAUCUUCGUGACCAGAAAACGCAUUUGAGGCAAAGCGGUGGCCUUCUCUUCUCUAGGGCUGAACCAAGGCAUAAACAAGAGAUAGUGAGGCUGCUCAGAGAAGAUGGGGAGGUGGUUGCGAUGACUGGGGAUGGGGUGAAUGAUGCCCCUGCUUUAAAAUUAGCUGAUAUUGGUAUUGCCAUGGGCAUUGCUGGAACUGAGGUUGCAAAGGAAGCCUCUGACAUGGUGUUAGCUGAUGAUAACUUCAGUACAAUAGUUUCUGCUGUUGGUGAAGGUAGAUCUAUUUAUGACAACAUGAAGGCUUUUAUCAGGUACAUGAUCUCCUCAAAUAUUGGAGAGGUUGCUUCCAUAUUUCUGACAGCAGCUUUAGGUAUUCCGGAAGGCCUGAUCCCCGUUCAGCUCUUGUGGGUCAAUCUUGUUACUGAUGGUCCCCCUGCAACAGCCUUGGGAUUCAAUCCACCAGAUAAUGAUAUAAUGAAGAAACCUCCUAGAAGAAGCGAUGAUUCAUUGAUCAGUGCUUGGAUUUUAUUCCGUUACCUGGUUAUUGGGCUCUAUGUUGGACUGGCAACUGUGGGUGUCUUCAUCAUUUGGUAUACACAUGACUCCUUCAUGGGCAUUGACCUGAGCAAGGAUGGCCACACACUUAUCACAUACUCUCAGCUUGCCAACUGGGGCCAGUGCUCUUCCUGGGAAGGGUUUACAGUUUUCCCCUUCACGGCUGGUUCUCGGGUUUUCUCCUUUGAUAACCCUUGUGACUACUUCCAGGCUGGCAAAGUGAAAGCCAUGACCCUCUCACUCUCUGUCUUGAUCGCAAUUGAAAUGUUCAACUCCCUCAAUGCCUUGUCUGAGGAUGGGAGCCUCUUGACUAUGCCCCCAUGGGUCAAUCCAUGGCUCCUGCUGGCCAUGUCUGUCUCCUUUGGCUUGCAUUUCUUGAUCAUGUAUGUGCCAUUCCUUGCACAAGUAUUUGCCAUUGUGCCUCUCAGCCUGAAUGAGUGGCUGUUAGUGCUGGGUGUUGCAUUUCCAGUGAUACUGAUUGAUGAGAUCCUCAAGUUUGUCGGGAGAUGUACGAGGGGGAGUCGCCGAUCUGAUGCAAGUAGAUCACUGAAGCCCAAGUCAGAUUGAGGUGUUGCUGUUGUUGUGGCCUUCAUCCAACAGUGUGGAAACUCUUGCAUUGUGAGUUCUAUUCCAGUCACAUCUCUCCAAUUGAACAAAACUUGUGGUCUCCCCUCCCCCACUUCAUCCUCAUUUGGGGGUUGGUUUGGACCUUUAAGAUCUAGAUAGAUAUAUUGCGAAGGAGGAUAUGGGACUCUUGAGUAAGAAUAUGAAGAGACCCAAUUUUACUUGUCCUACUUUGUUGCUUUUUUCCUUUCUUUUCUGAUACUUCUCAGAACACAUUCAAUUAAUAGAAGGUUAAUGGUGGAAUCACUUGUCACA